AUGGGAAAAGCUACGGAGAGAAAUAUGAAGUCAAAGAGUAAUGAGAAUAUGGUCAUUGAGAAGGCACCAUCUUUGAUGAUUCCCAUCACAAGGAUGUAUUCCGGUGCAAGUACUGGAAGAAGAAAACUUGAUACAAUCCAUGAAGAUAUUCAGGGCUCAUUUGGCUGUUGUUCUAAUAUGAAUUUGAUUGCCGGAGAUGCUUAUAUGGACUCUGUCAUUGCAGCUGUAUGUUACAAUGAAGCAUCAUUGUCGUUUCUUAUUGGUUUAAAAUCAACUCUUAUGGAUUUGAAGGAUAAUAUUUGUUUAAUUUGGGUUCAACUAUCUUCAUUCACUAUUGAAAUCAUUCACAAAUUUGGUGAGCAGCAAAAGCCACUAGUUACCACUGUCACUGAUUAUGAUGACCCUAAAGUAGUCAAAGAACCGUUGAAAUCCGCUCGUUGGCUAGGUUUUUUUCACAAUGUUGAACAAGUGUUUCCAGGAGGUAUGUACCAAGUGCAUCAUGAUUUGAUGAAGUACCAUGCUGCAAAUGGUUAUGCAUAUAAGGUAACAAGAAACGAGAAGUUGCGGAUUGCUGCUUGUUGUGCUAACAAGAAGAAGGACAAGUGUAAUUGGCACAUGUAUGAUGUUUCUUGUGACGGUGUCGAAGGAAGUCCCUUUAUUAUCAAGGAGAUAAAUAAUCAGCAUACUUGUGAUGGUGGAUUUAUUAACGUUCCAAAUGUAUCGAAGAAGCUAAUAAGUUCAUUGAUCAAGGAUGAGAUUAAACAGAACCCAAAGAAGAAGACAAAGGAUAUUAUGGAACAAAUUAGAAGAAAAUAUGGCUUUGACAUAAGUCGUUAUUAUGCAUACGCAGGUAAGAGACAUGCACUGAAUAUGGCAUGGGGAGAGGAUGAGAAGUCAUUCUCUUACUUGCAUUGGUAUACAAAGCAAUUGUCUGAAACCAAUCCUGGAUCCCGUGUUGUUUUGGAAACUGACGCGAGUCAAAAGUUUGUGAGAUUGUUCAUUGCCUUCGGAGCAUGUAUCCGUGGAUAUAAUUACUGUCGUCCCUUGCUAUUCAUGGAUGCAGCACAUUUGAAGAGUAAAUAUCUCGGUCACAUGAUGGCAGCAACAAGACUAAACUGGGAUAAUGGAAUUUACCCUUUAGCUUAUGGUGUGGUUUCAUCUGAGACUGAUGCGAACUGGAAAUGGUUUAUGGAGCAACUCAGGGAUGUCGUUUCUCCUCAAAGACAACUUACAUUUGUGAGUGAUCGAGGUAGUGGUUUAUCAACCAAAUCCCCGUCGUUUUUCCAGUUGUUUGAAAAAUGUGCAUGUGCGAAUACACAUGUAGAGUUUGAGGAGAGUUGGGAUGACUUGAUGUUGGUUAAAAAUCAGAAGCUACAAGAAUAUCUUAGUAGGGCUCCACUUGAUAAAUGGGUUAGUUUUUUUUUUCCGGGCUGUCGAUAUGGGGAGUUGUGCUCAAAUGUUGCUGAACGUUUGAAAGGUUGGGUUAAGGAAGAGAGGGAGAUUCCUAUUGCUGUCAUGGUUGAUAAAAUACGGCUGAAUCUUAUGGAAAUGAUGUGCAUUCGUCGUAAAGAAUGUGUGACAUCGUUCGAUUGGCGAGGAGUUUUGUGUCCAAAAAUGGAAACUGAACUCUAUAACAAUAAGAUGCAUGGCCGUGAUUACAGUGUUACCAAGUCUUCUGAAUUUGUGUAUGAAGUUCAUGCCUCAUUAACACAAAGGGUUGAUUUGAAAGAAAAGACAUGCUCUUGCAACCGUUGGAAAAUCAAUGGCUUCCCUUGCGCCCAUGCUGUUAGGUGUAUAAUGGGGAAUGGUGAAGAUCCUUAUGAGUAUGUUGAAGACUACUUCACCACUAAGUUCUAUCGAGAGUCGUAUUCAAGACCAAACCAUCCAGUUCCCACAGUUGAAAGGCCUGCAACAAUUUCACCCAAGUCUGUUGUUCAUGGACCUAAAGUUUUUCCACAAUCAGGACGUCCAAGUAAGAAGAAAAGGAUUCCUAAUACAGGUUCAAUUCCCAAGAAGAAGAUGAGAACUUGCGGUGGCUAUAAUGAAUUGACUACUCAUAAUCGAAGGACGUGCCCUAAUAAACAGACGUGA
Messenger RNA from Papaver somniferum (opium poppy), 2091 nucleotides. RefSeq lists its product as uncharacterized. NCBI's taxonomy places the organism in Eukaryota, Viridiplantae, Streptophyta, Magnoliopsida, Ranunculales, Papaveraceae. The record is from RefSeq and is a predicted model, not a curated record. The transcript is spliced from 5 exons. Bases 1 to 2091 code for a protein of 696 amino acids. Gene Ontology annotation, molecular function: zinc ion binding.